This is a messenger RNA of Brassica oleracea var. oleracea, 1998 nucleotides long. Its product is annotated as receptor-like cytosolic serine/threonine-protein kinase RBK1. Gene Ontology annotation, molecular function: protein kinase activity; ATP binding. The record is from RefSeq and is a predicted model, not a curated record. Gene Ontology annotation, biological process: protein phosphorylation. The coding region runs from base 223 to 1662 and encodes 479 amino acids. NCBI's taxonomy places the organism in Eukaryota, Viridiplantae, Streptophyta, Magnoliopsida, Brassicales, Brassicaceae. The transcript is spliced from 7 exons.
UAUCAAAGCUGACUCUUCUUCUAUAUUUCUCAUUCUUCCAACAAUAACUAUUCUCUCUUCAUUAAAAAAAAAAAAGCUUCUCAUUAUAUUUUUCUCCUGUUGUGUUAUUUUCUUAUUUUUUUCUGGGAUUUUUUUUUUAAUGGAACUUUGAGUUUAACUUGACUUAAAGGCUUAUUCUCUUAUUGAAAGAUAAUCACAGAAGAAUAAAUAAAAAUUGUAGCUAUGGCUGUUGAAGAAGGUAAACUUGCAACAGAAACAGAGAAAAAUAGAGAAAGCAAUGAGCAUCAAGAGAUAGAGCUUCACAGGAACGACUUAGGCCUCGAAGAUUCAUCAUCGCCAAGAGGUGUACUCGGAAUCACAGCUAUGGCUUCAGAUACAGACAAUAAUAACAGCACUUCUUACAGUAGUUGCACAUCCUGCUCCUCUGACGGUAAAUCAUCAUCAACAUCGUUGUCUCCAGUUUCAAACACUCCUAAUAAAAACGUUUCGUCUUCCUCCAAUGGUCUCCACUGGACCAAAAUGAUUGAAUCCAUCAAGAAAAAGUCCUUUAGACGCUUCACAGUGAUUCCUUUCCUCGCAAGUUACCAACUCACACGUAAAAACUUGCGCCGCAAGCAACUUAUUCUCUCCCCCUCCGAGAAUAGCUUCUUCAUGGCUAAACCCUCCUGGCGAAACUUCACCUACGAAGAGCUCGCUGCAGCUACCGAAGAUUUCAAUCCUGAGAACAUGAUUGGUAAAGGAGGACAUGCAGAGGUAUACAAAGGAGUUUUGCCUGACGGCGAGACGGUAGCUAUCAAGAAGGUGAUGAGUCACAACAAGAAAGAAGACGAGAGAGUGAGUGACUUCCUCUCAGAGCUAGGUAUCAUCGCACAUGUAAACCACACAAACGCAGCUAAGCUUCUCGGUUUCAGUAUUGAUCGUGGUUUGCAUUUUGUGCUUGAGUACUCACCUCAUGGCAGCCUCGCUACUAUGCUCUUUGGAACAGAGGAGUGUCUGGAGUGGAAAAUAAGGUAUAAAGUGGCUUUAGGUAUAGCUGAUGGUCUGAGUUAUCUUCACAAUGAUUGCCCUAGACGGAUCAUUCACCGUGACAUCAAAGCUUCUAACAUACUUCUCAGCCGGGACUAUGAUGCUCAGAUUUCAGACUUUGGACUUGCAAAAUGGCUUCCAGAGAACUGGCUUCAUCAUGUUGUGUCUCCCAUUGAAGGAACAUUCGGAUACAUGGCUCCUGAAUAUUUCAUACACGGCAUUGUUGAUGAGAAGAUCGAUGUGUUUGCCUUUGGUGUAUUGCUUCUAGAGAUUAUAACCGGUCGUAGAGCUGUUGAUACAGCAAACAAACAAAGCAUCGUUGCAUGGGCAAAACCUUUUCUUGGAAAGAACAGCGUUGAGGACAUUGUGGAUCCUCGUCUAGGAAAUGAGUUUGAUGUAACAGAGAUGAAACGAGUGAUGCUAACAGCUUCAAUGUGUAUACAUCAUAUAGCCACAAUGCGACCUGACAUGACCAUGUUGGUGCAGCUGUUGCGUGGAGAAGAGGGACCAGAUGAGCUGCAGCAGAAGCCAGGUGAAAGAGCUGAGGUGAGUGUGAAUGCAUGCGAUGUACAGGAUCACACAUCCUCCUCAUACCUCAACGAACUCACUCGCCAUAGGCAACUACUGAUGGAGUAAGUAGAAGCAACCAAAGCAACUUAGUCCCUGAUAACAAAUGUAUUUUAUAUUCUCCAUUGGUUGCUUCUUUUAUUUCCCCAACCAAACUGUAAAUAUCAUCAUGUGUCACUAUGUUGUUCUACUGGUCUCAACUCCAAAAGAGUUGUCUAUAUUAAUACAAAGUCCAUUGUUAGUCAACAUGGCUACAUAAACAGAAACACAUUUCAUUAAAUGGAAACAGAGUAACGGUACAAGUGAGAUUUUCAUAUCCUUCUAGUCAGCUUAUGGGGUUAGCUAGAAUCAAGAAGUUGAACAUUAGAAAGAAGUUGUCAUCCCUUAAAAACCAUUAAAAACUAA